Aedes albopictus (Asian tiger mosquito) is the source of this 1221-nucleotide messenger RNA. Its product is annotated as CLIP domain-containing serine protease B8-like. Bases 31 to 1221 code for a protein of 396 amino acids. Gene Ontology annotation, molecular function: serine-type endopeptidase activity. Gene Ontology annotation, biological process: proteolysis. NCBI's taxonomy places the organism in Eukaryota, Metazoa, Arthropoda, Insecta, Diptera, Culicidae. The record is from RefSeq and is a predicted model, not a curated record. The transcript is spliced from 2 exons.
CAGUCACACAGUGUACGGCGAUCGGAUAAGAUGCCAAAUUCAAUAUUUCAACUAGUGGUUUGUACACUCUUUGUAAUGGAAACGAAACCAUCGCUUCCCAUUUGGGAUGUCGUGACCAACUGUAGGAUUCCAAAUGAGUUCUGGCCAGGAGAGUACAAAUAUCCUACUGACUGCCCAGCGUUCCAGGGGAUCAACCAUGUGAACAGCAUUGGAAACACAAGCCGAUUGAGUUUUAUUCGGCAACUUCAGAGCACCAGGAUAGCAGACGGGAAAAUUUGUUGCCCCCGAAGCGGAUCGUAUGCUAAUCCAUGGAUAAACAUGGUAAAUAUAACAAGGAAAGUGCGAAGGAAACGAAUUUCGGUUAGAAAAAGAAGUGGAAUACCAGAAGAAGUUCCAUGUGGCGCGCCAGAUUUUGAUACGCUGGUUAAUAAUGGGGAAAUCGCUAGUAUAUAUGACUUUCCGUGGAUGGCUUUAUUGAUCUACGAGAAAGCAAUGGAUCCAGUAAUUCCCGGCUGCGGAGGAGCUUUGAUUAGUAAAAUGUUCGUCGUAACGGCAGCGCACUGUCUGAAGGGCCCUAUUAUUCAUCGGAAAGGAAAAUUAAGUACCGUUCGUGUUGGUGAAUAUGAUUUGCUGAACAAUCCAGACUGCAUUAUUGAAGGUCAAUAUCUAGAGUGUACUGAUGGAAUAGUCGAUAUGAAGCCAAAAAGCAUCACCGUUCACCCGGGCUACAUUGAAAACAGCAUAAGCCAACAUCAUGAUAUCGGUCUAAUUGAGUUGGCCCAACCAGUCGAGUACACGACUUUCGUUCGCCACAUUUGCUUGCCAGAGAAGGGCACUGGAAAAACCGCGAAGAAAUUCAACGUUUGUGGUUGGGGACGAACGAAUUUCUUCAGCAGUGAGAAUGGAAACAGCGUCCCAAGUCCUAUAAAAUUGAAAACAUCACUAUCUUACUUCGACCACGUGAAGUGUUCACAAAUUUAUCAACCGCAGAGACUCAAACUCAUCGACGGCCAGAUAUGUGCAGGAGGACGUAAUGCCAAAGAUACUUGUUCCGGAGAUAGUGGAUCUCCAUUAAUGCAUUUCGACGUGAAGAGGGAAGCUUGGAUUUUGUCCGGAUUAGUAAGUUUGGGGCCACAACACUGUGGAGCUGUUGGAAUGCCAGGAAUCUACACCAAUGUCGUUGAAUAUGUACCGUGGAUAAAAACAAUUGCUCACCUGUAG